Messenger RNA from Telopea speciosissima, 2224 nucleotides. Its product is annotated as plastidic ATP/ADP-transporter-like. Gene Ontology annotation, biological process: nucleotide transport. The transcript is spliced from 5 exons. Gene Ontology annotation, molecular function: ATP:ADP antiporter activity. Gene Ontology annotation, cellular component: membrane. The record is from RefSeq and is a predicted model, not a curated record. NCBI's taxonomy places the organism in Eukaryota, Viridiplantae, Streptophyta, Magnoliopsida, Proteales, Proteaceae. Bases 128 to 2026 code for a protein of 632 amino acids.
UUUUCCUCACAGUGACAGACCUCUUUAAGAAUCUACCUUCUCCGCCACCUUAUCCCUCUCUUUGUCUUUCUAAUGUUCUCCUUCUGAAAGCUUGAAUUCUUGAACUUUUUGAAGGGGCUUGAGAGACAUGGAAGCUGUCCAUCAGACAAAAGGGCUCCUUUCUUUGCCUGCAAACCGUAGAACGAGAGUCUUAAAUCCACCACAGGGCUUGAGACAUCGUUUAAACACCAAGACCAAUAGAGCCUUUGGUGGAUUUUCUCUAUCCGUGAAUGGGUUCCCAAGAUAUAUUGGUUCUGUGUCAAAGAAUCAUGGGUUUAGCAAGAAUGGUAGAAAAUUGCAUAUUUGCAGAGCAGAGGCAGCUGGUGCGGCUGCAGCAGAUGGGCAGCCAUUACUGGGUGAAGUGGAGAAGCCCAAGUUCUUGGGAAUCGAGGUCGUGACCCUUAAGAAAAUUAUCCCUCUUGGGUUGAUGUUCUUUUGUAUUCUAUUCAACUAUACAAUACUCAGGGAUACAAAAGAUGUCUUGGUUGUGACGGCUAAAGGGAGCAGUGCAGAGAUUAUACCAUUUCUGAAGACUUGGGUGAAUUUGCCUAUGGCAAUAGGGUUCAUGCUCUUGUACACCAAGCUCGCUAAUGUAUUGUCUAAGCAGGCUCUGUUUUACACUGUCAUCGUUCCCUUCAUCGCCUUCUUCGGAGCAUUCGGGUUUGUUCUAUACCCACUUAGCAAUGUAUUCCACCCAACAGCCCUAGCGGAUAAGCUUGUGGCGGCGCUUGGCCCGAGGUUCGUCGGCCCUGUUGCAAUCUUGAGGAUUUGGAGUUUCUGUCUAUUCUAUGUCAUGGCUGAGCUAUGGGGAAGUGUUGUGAUUUCAGUUUUAUUUUGGGGUCUUGCCAACCAGAUUACCACUGUUGAUGAAGCCAAAAGAUUUUAUCCAUUGUUUGGUCUUGGAGCAAACGUUGCCCUUGUUUUUUCAGGUCGAACUGUGAAGUACUUUUCAAAUAUGAGAAAGAAUUUGGGUCCUGGAGUUGAUGGGUGGGCCAUUUCCGUGAAAGCAAUGAUGGGUAUUGUGGUUCUAAUGGGCCUUGCAAUCUGUUUUCUGUACUGGUGGGUGAAUACAUUUGUUCCUCAUCCAACACGCAGCAGUAAGAAGAAGGCAAAGCCAAAAAUGGGUACAAUGGAAAGCUUGAAAUUCUUGGUUUCCUCAAGAUACGUGAGGGACCUUGCCACCUUAGUGGUUGCUUAUGGUAUUAGCAUCAACAUUGUUGAGGUCACAUGGAAGUCGAAGCUCAAGGCUCAGUUUCCCAGCCCUAAUGAGUAUUCGUCGUUCAUGGGUGAUUUCUCAACUGCUACUGGGAUAGCAACGUUCACAAUGAUGUUAUUAAGUCAAUGGAUAUUCGACAAAUACGGGUGGGGAGUUGCAGCCACAAUCACUCCCACAGUAUUGCUACUCACAGGAGUUGGCUUCUUCUCUCUCAUUUUAUUCGGGGGUCCAAUGGCACCCAUUAUUGGGCAGCUUGGCAUGACUCCUCUACUUGCAGCCGUGUAUGUUGGUGCCUUGCAGAACAUUUUCAGUAAGAGUGCGAAGUAUAGUUUAUUUGAUCCUUGCAAAGAAAUGGCUUACAUUCCUUUGGAUGAAGAAACCAAGGUUAAAGGGAAGGCAGCCAUUGAUGUUGUCUGCAAUCCAUUGGGGAAGUCUGGAGGGGCUUUGAUCCAGCAAUUCAUGAUAUUGACAUUUGGGUCACUAGCAAAUUCGACUCCCUAUCUUGGAGGAGUAUUAUUGGUCAUUGUUUUCGCAUGGUUAGCAGCUGCAAGGUCUUUGGAUUCCCAGUUUACUGCAUUGCGUAGGGAGGAAGAAUUAGAGAAGGAAAUGGAGAAUAGAGCAGCUGUUAAGAUACCAGUGCUGUCUGAAAAGGAGACCAAUGCGUCUGUUGGGAGUGGGAAUGGGACUCUUGCAACUGAAUCUGCUUUGAAUCAGACAACAGGUGAUGCAUCCAGCAGUUCAUCUGGGAUCACCAAACCCCGCAAUAUCUAACAUAUUUAUGUUAUAUGGGGACAUAAAGGAUAACUAGUGAUGAUGAGAAAUGUUUGUAGUGGGAUAUAUUGGUAAGAGUAGUACGUUGUUCACCUAUGGGUGAAAUAAUCAAAAACCUUUGUCUGGUAAGCAACCGAUUAUUUUAUAUCUAUUUUUUAGAUAGAUAAUAAAAUGAAUAGUUGUUUAUUCUUGGAUUUA